Anguilla anguilla (European eel) is the source of this 2358-nucleotide messenger RNA. It is a transcript of the gene fuz, whose product is annotated as fuzzy planar cell polarity protein. Lineage: Eukaryota; Metazoa; Chordata; Actinopteri; Anguilliformes; Anguillidae. Gene Ontology annotation, biological process: vesicle-mediated transport; non-motile cilium assembly. The record is from RefSeq and is a predicted model, not a curated record. The transcript is spliced from 2 exons. The coding region runs from base 554 to 1816 and encodes 420 amino acids.
GUUACAAAAAUGUAUUUUGGAACACAGUGUUACCUUAAAAUAACCACUUUAAAUAAAGGAAUAACUUGUAAACUACAGUAAAGCUCAGUGGUAUCAAGUAUCUCUGAAAUGCAUCUGAAAUGCAGCUGAAAAAUUUGUUGCAACGGAAACGGAAAUACUGGAGAGAAAUCCUGGUUACUGUGGAAACGAAUCAUACAGUGGAGUGACGCGGAAGAGCCGAGAAAAGGAAUUCGCGUUUGAAGACUACUCUGCAGUUAUCCUGGUUUAAUGAUUCUCAGCCUUGGUAUGGUAACUUUAUUUUUUGAUUCUUAUCUGCUUGGAGUGUGCUGACCCAAAAUUGGAGACGCCAGGGUUCUGAAACAUACACAUUCUUUUGGGGAACCCAAAUGAUCAUCAGCUAUAUGAAGUGCAGUGAUGUAGACAUUUGUUCUGCACAUUGGUUUUCUGAACAUCUCUGCUGAUGUUCUUGCACUGAUAGCUGCACGCACAUGGGUGUGGGUCCGAGUAGUGUUUUUUUCAUUUUGCUCCGCUGUGCGCUGUAUGUCAGUGCGCGAUGCUCCAGGCGGGAUCUGUGCAGCUCCUGUGCCUUACGGCCAGCAGCGGCGUGCCUCUCUUCUCCCGGGGCGUCUCCAGGCAGCUCCCUUUCUCUGUCAUCGGGUCUCUGAACGGGGUGCACAUGUUCGGCGGGGGCCAGGGGGCCACGCUGUCCUGCUGCGAAACGGACAGCGGCGGCCGCGUGGUCUGGAAGGUCUUCCAGGAGAGCGUGAUGCUCAUCGCGGUGAGCGGCGAGCAGGGCGGCGCCGUGGACGACCUCCAGCUGCGCCGCCAGCUGGAGAACACGUGGAACUGCAUGGUGCUGGUCCUGGGGCAAGAUGAGCUGGUGACCGUGCGCAAUGUGGAGCGCCUGAAAAGGGACCUGCGCUCCUGCUACCGGCUCAUUGACCUCUUCCUGGAGGGCGCUGGCGACGGGAUGGGGGACCUGACGCACUGCGCUGACUGCCUACUGGCCCCGCAGCCCAGCCCACUGCAGGAGGCUUUGGACGCCUUCACCCACGCCGCCGAGAGCGAGUUUGGCUGCCUGCUGGUCCACGGCAAGGUCGUGGUGGCUACGGAGAAGUGGUGGCGCCUGGCACCCCAGGAGGUGGUCCUCCUGUCCGCCCUGGUGCGCACCUUCAGCGGGUCAGCCUCCUGCGACCACCCCGUGUUCCUGCCCCAGGGCAGCCCCACGGUGCCCCUCCGCCUCCUCCGGUUCCAGCUGCUGCCGGGGGCGGACCUGUGCGUGCUGUGCGGCCCCGCCCCCUCCCUGCAGACAGCCGAGAGCGAGCUGGUGGCGCGCUUCUGGUGCCCCCUGGUGGAGACACUGCGCGGUUGCCUGACGCUCGGAGGGCGGUGCCUGCCGGGCUCGGUUGCGCUCCACGGAGACGUCCUGGGCCUGCUGCUCAUCAAUCGGGAGUCCAGCAGGGCCGUCUCCACCGUGCGGUCUGGGGACAUGCCCCCCGGCCGACCCCGCCCCGCCCGGUGCCGGGAACUGCUCCGGCUCUUCUACGUUUUCGCCGCGACGCGGUACUUUGGGCCCGAGGAGGUGGGGGCACUGGGAGAGAGGCGGCGGGGCGACCCGCUCAAGGAGGACUUCUCCCUGGGCUUCUCCCAUCAGCCUGUGCAGUGUUACCUGGUGACGGAGGAGUGUAAGCUCUUCGGCCUUCAGACCCCUCAGCACCAGCUCUACCUGCUGAUGCCCAUCUCCGUGCCAACAUUCGCCCUGCGCUCCCUGGCCACCCGCACCCUCUCCGCCAUCACCAGCAGCACCGGCUUUUAGGGCAACGAUGGCACUGAUAAGCAUGUGGGGCCCUCUUCUAAUACUUGAAUCAGAAAUGACUUGCAGAUGUGGGAACUCACAUGACCACAAUGCAACCCAGUUACAGACACUGUAAGUGCAGUGUCAGUAUUUGGGCAGGGAAAAAGCUCAGUGCUCAUAACAGCUUAUAACAAAUUAUGACAGGUAGGCUAUAACAGCUGCUCUUUGAGGAAAGUGAGGAGCUAUUGGAAAGUAAUGAUUUUUGUCAGAACACUGUUGUUCAUUGUGGCUACCAAUUAAAGGAAAAACACAGGACUAUACAUUUCUGUUUUUUUUAUAGCAUUUAUUUCAGUGGGAUCUGCAGUAAUUGUGGAUGUUAUUUAUAGCGGGUCUGAAUCUGUGACUUAAUGGAAUAUUUUGGAUGAAUGUAAUGCUUUGUCCUAUUUCAAAGUAUUUGUAAUAAUGUUAUAAAUUAACUUUAAUCAAUCAGUUAUUCUCUGUUUUGAUAUUUGUGAACAAUGUUUGAACUUAGGUAAAUAAAAAGAGAAAUGAUUUACACCUUG